UGUGGCGCUAGCUAGCCGGCAAGCUGUCGGUGUUAUUUGUUUGCCUUUUUUAUUUUAUUUGGGGGAAAUUAACACACCGCUCCACCACCCCGUUUUCACCGGGCUAUACGUACAUCGAAAUGCCGGUUCACUCCCGGGAGAAGAAAGAGAGUAACCACGAAGAAAUGGAGGUGGAUUUUCCCGAGCAAGACGGCAGCAGCACAGACGAAGAGGACACCGUUAGCUCGUCCGUGUCUGAAGAUGGAGACAGCUCGGAGAUGGACGAUGAAGAUUGUGAGAGGAGGAGGAUGGAGUGCCUGGAUGAGAUGACCACCUUAGAAAAACAGUUUACAGACCUGAAAGAGCAGUUGUACAAGGAGCGACUGAGCCAGGUGGACAUCAAGCUGCAGGAGGUCAUGGCUGGCUGUGCCCAAGAGUACCUGGAGCCUCUGGCCAACCUGCAGGAGAACAUGCAAAUCAGGACCAAAGUGGCAGGGAUCUACAGGGAGCUGUGUUUGGAGUCAGUGAAGAACAAGUAUGAGUGUGAGAUCCAGGCCGCCUGCCAACACUGGGAGAGUGAGAAGCUCCUGCUGUUUGACACGGUGCAGAGUGAACUGGAGGAGAAGAUCAGAAGACUGGAGGAAGACCGACACAGUAUUGACAUCACCUCCGAGUUGUGGAAUGAUGGAUUGCACUCACGGAAAAACAAGAAAAAAGAUCCAUUCUGCCCUGUCAAGAAGAAGAAGCCUGUUGUUGUCUCUGGGCCUUAUAUUGUUUACAUGCUGCAAGACCUGGAUAUUCUUGAAGACUGGACUGCAAUAAGAAAGGCAAUGGCAUCACUAGGCCCACACAGGGUGAAGGUCGAUGUCCCUGCAGUGAAGCCUGACAGGCAUCACCAUGUGGCGCGCUCCGAGGACGGCCGACUCUUCUAUGACAACCAGUGGUACUGCAGAGGACAGGCCAUCUGUAUCAACAGAAAGGACGAGUACCCAACUAGUGCCAUCAUCACCACCAUCAACCAUGACGAGGUGUGGUUCAAACGACUGGAUGGCACGAAGUCGAAGCUCUACAUUUCCCAGCUGCAGAAAGGCAAAUACACCAUCAAGCACUCUUAAACACACAUACACACACACACACACACACACACACACACACACACACACACACAUGGAAGGUUGCAAAAAGCUUACCAUUUAUACAAACACACACACACACACACACAUCCCAAAAGGAUUUUCAGUAUAAAAUUGACAAACAUGUAAACACACUCAUACAUAUACCUCACUCCCCUCUUCGUAUGAGUAACAGAAAAGGAACUUCUAUCUAUCAGCUGACAAAUAUCAACUGACCCCUUGAUGGAUUAAGGAGACGAUCUUCUCUGUAAAUAUGUAUGUAUGUUGAUAUUCUCGAUGAGGUCACAAAGUGUCAUUUUCUCUUCAACGGAGAUCAAUGCAAAGUGCUGCUAAAAACAAAAAAAAAGGAGGGAAAAUAACGGAGCAGUGGUGAACUGUGAACCGCCGAGCUGAGUAGCGUGCCUUUCUGAGACAAGACGAUGCCUAGGCUGAAAAAGUCCUGAACUAUCAAUGCAGUGAAGCCUUACUCUGCACUGUGCUUAUAGCAGUAAGAGGAUUGAAAGCAGGUCAAAGCGGGUCAGUGAGUGAGUGAGUGAGAAAACCUUCUGAAUUUAAGCACGUAUGAUCCAGGUGAAGAUGACAUCAGCAGUGUGUUGAUGUGCGUCUCCGGAUGCACCAGGUAGACUUGAGUUCCACCUUCCAAGAUGCCCAAAUAAGUUUGUGUAAAAAAUCCCCAGGGAUCCCAGUCUGCGUAGAUAUUAGAUAUAAGUUGGUACAGAAUUGCACGGCUGUGUAUGUCAUAGAUGGAGGAUGAAAACAUUGAUCGUUGAGUGAAUUAAUUUAUUGUGGGGGGAAAAAAAUAAUAAUUCCUUAAGAGCCCCACUUGGGAAGCUGCUGGACAAAAAAAAAUUUAGGCUAAUGAUGUAAUGUUUGAGAGCAAUUUUGAAAGCUGCAUUUUAAGUGCAAACCCAGUUCAGCCCAGUGUGCUAUGUUUAAAACAAAAAAAAAAAGAAAGAUAAAAUAAGAAGCCUAUUGUAUUAUUAACAUAUAAUAAAAGAGGUUGUCCAUUAUUUGGAACAGAGCUGAGCUGAAAACAGUAAUGCUGAUAAAUAUGAUGAUGUGUUUUGUGUUUACGUCACUGUGAUCUCAGCCCUGUAGCUCUCUUCCUUCUGUCUCCUGUCAUGCUGCCAUGUGUCUGAUAGUGCCUACAACCUGACAUUUAUGGCAGGACCUGAUGGGUUUAGGUCAGGCUGACUUUUUUUCAUUUAACUGCUUGAGUUGUGUUGGGCUCAUGCUAAAAAAAAAAAAAAAAAGUUAAUCUGAUAGUAAUAUUUGUUGUAUAAAAGAGGAUCAUUUACAGUGUCGGGCUUUAGUUGGGUUUAGGCUCACAAAAUCAUAUUCCAGAGGUUUUGUUGGUAAUCUUUUGUUGGUGUGAAGGGUAUGAAGGGCGGAUUCGAGUGAAGCCAGGCUCAACUUUCCAACUCUCGUAGUGCCAUUUUUCUCUUUUUGUCAUCAUCUUCCUGCCUUCCAUGCCUGCUAUAAUUCAAUAACCUGAAAAGAUUGGUUGUCAAGUCCUGCAGUGGAAACUUUAUAUCUAUGCUGGAAAGUCAAAUGUAUCUCUUCUAUCUUGUCAUCUUUCCUUGUCUUUGUUCCUUUACCUUGAUAACCCACUCUGUCUUUCCCCACUGCCGGUGCCAGCUCUUCCACUCCUCACAUCAGGCAGCAUGUGUAGGGCCGCCUCCCGCCUGGUGAUGAGCAAGGCUGUGAUCACAUAGGACGUGCUCUUGAACAUGGCUGCACCAUUUCUUCACUCGGCUUCCGUGGUUUUGUUUGUAACCUCGCACAGCCAGCUGAUCUCAUGACCAUUAAAUCAUGUUUAUUGAUCACUUUAUUGUGUACAUGAUGGUAUCCGUGAGAAAAAAAAUCUUCAUAUUAAUUUGAUUCACAAAACUAUCUGGCCAUGCUUCAACCAAAGCAUCAUUGGAAGCCACCUUAGGCCAGUCAGCAUCUUUUGUAUGAUGUACACACAUACAGUUUACAGUGCAUUGAAUAGGAAAAGUGAAACAAUAGGAUCACCUGCUACAUAUUUUUGUAAAUGCCUGUUGCUGCCUUUCCUUUUCCAAAUGGUUUGAACCCAGCAGCCCAGGCUCUACUUGUAGAAGUUAACAACCGAAAGACAUUCACAGUGUGGCUGUGACUAGCACACUUGGCAUAUUUUCCGGCACUUCCCUGGACACGUUAAGUUGAACACAUCAUGUCUCGUCCGUUUUUCUAAAACAAUGUCACGGUCCUUGCGCUCAGUGAACUGUUUACAAGUCCGCCUUGUGCUGGGUGUCCCAUGUCAUCACAGCCUAGUAAGUCCAACAUGCCUCAGUCUUCAUUGCUGCUUUCUAAGACUGCCCCAGGCUUCUUUUACGAUACAUUUCGGGUACAUUUUGAAAAUGUAUAAUUAUACUGAUUCUGCUGUUCUUGUCCCGUGCGCUCUGUUGCACUCUUACAGCUCCUCGAGGCUUUAGGAGCAUGUGUCUUAGCCCAUGGAUGGCCGACAUGCAACAUUCAGCUGCCAUAAAUGCUGAAAUUUUAGCUUUCCAAUAGCGCUGGCCGAUAUAUAUCUGUUAUACCGAUAUUGUGGUAUGAGACAAGGUGUCUUCUGGGAUUGUGGAUAUCAUAAUGACCUUAGAGCCCUCCAGUUGUCUGAGCAUAAUAUCCACAUUACGAGUAACUGCCACACAGUUCUUGUGUGUAAAUAUCCUAUCAAAGCACCAAAAGUCAUUCCUACACUAUCAAAAGUCAAAGAUAUUGUCAUAUUUAGUUUUGUCUGUAUUGCCCAGCCCUACUUUCUGAUGUAGAAAACAGAAUUAUGUUAUUAUGAACUCAAAUUCAUCAUAAAUUUAAAUAUCAUAAAUAUUCAAGUUUAUUAGACUGACAAUAGCCUGUUGACAUUUAAGUGUGGAAAGUAUGGACACCACUAUGAAGAGACAAAAACCUUCAUCAGUACCUCAGUUUUAAUGACACAACGGACAGCUGAUUGGUUGUAUCGACAACAGAAAUUGUGCUGCAGUUACUCGACAGUCGUGAGGGCAAAGCGUUGUUCUGGCUUAAGUUUAAAACUUAUGAUUGGGAGGCCAGCAGUAUGGCAGCAUUACCGUCUUACAUCAUCACCAGGCUGAAGGGAUCCCGCAGCUGCCACAUGAUGUGUGUUCUGGAGGAACUGGUGCUGCUGUUAUUUAUGACUGCAGCACUUUGUAUUUCACUUUUUUUUUUUUUUUUUACUUGAUUUACUGUCAGUAGGUUUUCUUGAUUUUCUUUAACACGCCCACCUGUGAUGACUCUCCCUGUGGCGCUCCCUGAGACUUUUGUACACGGGGCCUCUGAUCAGUUAGAGCCGCUUCUGCAUGUUUCCCUUUGUCUUCUUCUUUUCUGUCUCUAAAAAUUUCUUGAGCACUGGCGUGUAAGAGUAAACUGAGAAGGAACUGUUGAGGGUAUUUCUCUUUUGUACAAUCCGUCCAUUGGAACCAUAUCAUGUUAUUGUUUAUAAAGAAAGUUGAGAGAAGUGUCUGUAUGUGUAAAUAUGCUUGGUUUGAUGAAAUGGAUGUUUUUGUUUUUGUUUUUUUUAUGUUGUGAUUCCAGUGCUUAAAAUUUCAGCAGCGCAUAUUUUUUUCAAAGUAUUACCUGCCAACAGUAUUGUAAUUACAGGUGCUUGGGAUAUUAUGUCAUGAACUUCAAAGGUAUUCAAGUAUCUGUGAAGACUAAUGCGGCACUGAUAUCAACUGUAAAGUAGAAUUUUUAAUAGUUUCUUGCAAGUUUUGUUUUGUUUACCUUUUUUUUUUUUUUUUUUUCUCGCAUAAAAACAUUUUUAUGCAUCAUGGUUCUUUUCCCACAUUGUGUGAGAGACAAAGAGGAAUACAUGUGACAUUGUGCCAAUGCAUGUACAGCUAAUAAAAGAUUUCAUUUGUAUCA
Myripristis murdjan (pinecone soldierfish) is the source of this 5012-nucleotide messenger RNA. Its product is annotated as breast cancer metastasis-suppressor 1-like protein-A. The record is from RefSeq and is a predicted model, not a curated record. The coding region runs from base 120 to 1094 and encodes 324 amino acids. Lineage: Eukaryota; Metazoa; Chordata; Actinopteri; Holocentriformes; Holocentridae. The transcript has 10 exons.